AUGAGUGAAGAGUCCGAGUCUGAAGAAAACAGCGAGGAUCUGAAGUCUGAGGAUAGCAGCGAGGAAUCUGAUCCUGAUGACGAGGACACUGCUGAAUCAGGGACCAGUGAAGAAAAUGGUGUAGAGCAAAACGCAUCAGUUUCGACCAUUCAAAGUGUUCCUAAGUUGAGUGGAUUCAACGUUGAUCAAAAUCUGACUUCCAGUUUUGACGAAGGCUUGGACCAUCAACAAGUUACUGUACAGAUAUGGUAUGAAACAUCUGUGGGACAGGGAGAUGAGGGAUUUAUUGCAAAUUGCAGGCUUUUUUGUAAAGAGAAACAUGUCAUUGAUCUACAUACCAAACACCAUGGUGUUGCGAUUUACCGUGAGAAGUUCAAAUGUGUCCCUUUACGAGCGACAUGUGUCAGACAUCCAGACAGAAAAUACAGAAUGUUCUGUUAUCAAUGUAAUUAUUCCGUGUGUAAGAGCUGUACAGACCAUAGAACACACGCAUUGGUGGAUCUUACAACAAUCUAUCAAACAAAACGAAAACAACACAGAGAAAUCAUUGACAACAUCAGAAGUGAGACUCUCUAUAACUGUCGUGUUCUCCUGGCAGGAAUCCAAACUAAUAUUCAAACUUGUUCCCCACAAAUCUGUCACCAUCAUUCACAGAUGUUCACAAAAGCCGAGGGACUGAAGGAUCUGAUUGACACUGCAGUGUGUGAUGUUAAAAAAAGAUACCGAGGUUUAUUGAUUGAUAGAAUACAACAGCAAAAGAGAAACAUGAACAGACACCUCACUCACAUCCAGAACUAUGAAGACAGAUAUGAACAAUCAGCAAACAGAGCGGUACAAUUCCUCUUGUUUAUAAAGACCAGUCGUGUUCCCCAGAUAAAGGACACCCCUAAUCUGCCACAACAUAUGGUGCUGUCCGUAAGUGAGGGAUUCAACUUGGAGGAUGUGAGUCAGUUCUUGAGGCAAAUCCCACAAAUGCAUAUGACAACAAGAAAACGACAAGUAGGAAUAGACGAGUGUGUGAAACUGAUGUCCACACCUGUAUUACACACGUCUGUCUGUGUGACAGGUGUUAGUCGUGUGUUACACAUAUCUCGUGUGAUGCCAGAUGGUGUCUGGGUGCGCGAUUUUAGCAAACUCAUAUUGACAGAUACAACAGGAGACACUAUACACCGUGUGACAAAUAUAGGAACAUGGUAUGGAUGA
Molecule: messenger RNA, 1203 nt
Organism: Ostrea edulis (European flat oyster)
Lineage: Eukaryota; Metazoa; Mollusca; Bivalvia; Ostreida; Ostreidae
Exons: 4
Coding region: 1-1203 (400 amino acids)
Molecular function (GO): zinc ion binding
Source: RefSeq, a predicted model, not a curated record